Molecule: messenger RNA, 1173 nt
Organism: Truncatella angustata
Lineage: Eukaryota; Fungi; Ascomycota; Sordariomycetes; Amphisphaeriales; Sporocadaceae
Product: GTP cyclohydrolase II-domain-containing protein
Exons: 2
Coding region: 1-1173 (390 amino acids)
Biological process (GO): riboflavin biosynthetic process
Molecular function (GO): GTP cyclohydrolase II activity
Source: RefSeq, a predicted model, not a curated record
AUGGACCAGGGCCAAGAAGGACAGCCACAAUGGCACGAGGAGGCCGCAGGCCUGCCGUCUCACUACUCCCCGCGGUCUCGGGCGCUCGGCCACCAUGAAGGAGCAGCACCCAGCGCCGCGCAAUUGCAAAGGGACAAGCUCUCCCUGUCAGCUCUGGGGUCGCUGAACGAACGCCCAAGGUCCUCGACUGCCUCCUCAACACACUCAGAUGACCAGACACCGCUCCCCUCGUUACUGUCACCUCAAUUCACCCCGCCGGCGACGCCGGGAACAGCGACGCCUUCCACAGAACAACCCCGUAGUGUGCCUGUGGACUCUUCACUGCCCUCUGGAGGCGCUGGAGUCAAGCGACCGAGACUGUUAGAGACACUACCCGACGUGCAAUGCAUAGUACGAGCACGGAUCCCGACGGUAAACGGAACGGAAAUGUUCCUACACCUCUACACGAACAAUGUAGACAACAAGGAGCAUCUGGCGAUCGUGUUCGGCAACAACAUCAGAAGUAAGAGCCUCGACGCGCCGCGGGAAGGCGAGACGGAGAUGGACCGCAUGGUUCGUGGCGCAUACACUGGCAGACUAUACCCAGGGCGGACGAAGAGCGGCAUGGUCGGAUCUACCACCGGCCCAGCCGAGCCAGAGGCGCCAAACGGGCCGCCGCUGGUGAGGAUUCACUCCGAGUGCUACACGGGCGAGACGGCAUGGUCGGCGCGGUGCGACUGCGGCGAGCAGCUGGACGAGGCCGCGCGACUCAUGGCUCUGCCGUCGCAAGUCAACAACGGCGGCAUUAUCAUCUACCUGCGCCAAGAGGGCCGCGGUAUCGGGCUUGGCGAGAAACUCAAGGCGUACAACCUGCAAGAUAUGGGCUCGGAUACCGUCGAGGCGAACCUAUUGCUCAAGCAUCCGGCAGACGCGCGAAGUUAUGGCCUGGCGACCGCAAUGCUGUUGGACCUGGGUCAGGAGGAGGUCAGGUUACUGACCAACAACCCCGAUAAGAUCCGUGCCGUCGAAGGACCAAAUAGGGAGGUUAGGGUCAAGGAGAGGGUGGCCAUGGUGCCACUCAGUUGGAAGGGUAAAGGCGGAUUUAGGAGCCAGGAGGUGGAGGGGUAUCUGAAGACAAAGAUCGAGAAGAUGGGGCAUAUGUUAGAUAUGGGCGGACUACCACCUACAGCAUAA